This is a messenger RNA of Nicrophorus vespilloides, 1453 nucleotides long. RefSeq names its product BRCA1-associated RING domain protein 1-like. NCBI's taxonomy places the organism in Eukaryota, Metazoa, Arthropoda, Insecta, Coleoptera, Silphidae. The record is from RefSeq and is a predicted model, not a curated record. The coding region runs from base 77 to 1453 and encodes 458 amino acids. The transcript is spliced from 5 exons. Gene Ontology annotation, molecular function: protein binding.
UGAAAGUGUCAUGUGCAAUAAAAUAUUUAUGUAAUACAUACUUAAUUAUCGAUUUAGUGAUCUUAACAAUUAAGAAAUGGCAUCCACCAUAAACUUUGACAUGACCUCGGAGAUGGCUCUCCUAAUAUCAGAACAUUCCUGCAGAAAAUGCGGAAAAGUAUACAAUGAUCCUGUGAAAAUGAAGGUGUGCGGACAUUUGGUGUGCGCUGCCUGCGCUUCAUCAAAAUGUGCGAUAUGCGGCGUCGGCAAAGGUAUCCAAGGUCCAUGCAAUUUCACUGCAAAGAUAGUAAAUUGGAUAAAGGAAAUGGAAAAUAAAUACGCGGACAAAAGUUUCCUCAUCAAUAACAUACCGAAAAUCAACGGAACCGACUCAGACAUUGUUAUUCCUGCGACGCAAAAUCCGCAGCAGGUACAUAUCAUAAAGACAGCGAUGAAGCGAAAUAGCAAAGGCGAAUCUGGUCUGCACGUAGCAUGCAAACAGGGAAAGUUGGACAAAGUUAAGCAACUCAUCGAGUCCGGAUGCGAUGUUAACGCAGUCGAUUGGGCCAACUGGACUCCAUUGCACGAGGGUGUACAGAGCAAUGCUUUCGACUGCGUGAGGGAACUGCUGAAUGCAGGAGCUUUGGUGAAUGCGCCGGGCGAGAAUUACAUUACACCGUUGCAUCAAGCCCGAGAACUGCAGUUCGAGAAAAUUGUUGAUAUUUUGCUGGAGUUUGGAGCGGAUCCCAAAUCAAUCGACUUCUCGGGGAACAUUGCGAUGUCGAAUGGUCUUGAAGUACAACCAACUAAAGAACAACUCUUCGUGGCCCAGAUCAAAGAAGCUUUGAUACUAGGCGUUAGCGAUGACACUAAAAAAGUAUUGACCAACCGAACUAUAGUAUGCAGCGGUAAAUUUAACGUUAAGAAAACUGAUGUUAUUAUUUACGGUAAAGCUGACAAUCUGCAAAAGCACACCAGCCUUAUGGCUAUUUUGAAUGGAAUUCCGUUGGUGAACGAGCGAAACGUCGAGUCUCUCUUUUCCCCUGAUUUUCCCUUGAAUUUGAAUUUCCCCGAGGAAUUAUCGGCACCGCUCAAGGAUUGCAUCAUGAAUAAGCUGUAUCGCAAGCCGAGAUUGUUCGACGGAAUGAAGUUCCACGUGAUCAACAGUUUGAAGAAAGUUUCGCGGCACAAUUUCGUUUUGAAUAGGUGUCAGAUUUGCGAGAUGAUCGAGGCCGGCGGUGGAAAACUUUUGGUGAGACCGCCUGCAGAACGAACAGUGGAUUCGGCGGACGUUCAGUAUCCUUACCACGCCAAAGGAUCGAAGAAAUUGAAAAGUUGUCUCAAUUAUAUUGUUUAUGAUGCGAGGAAUGCUCCGCUUCUUCUAUAUAGGAUGAGCGAGUUGCGACACGUACCUGCAGAUUGGAUCGUUGAUUGUACAUUAGCUUUUAAAAUUAUCGAAAUGGAUGGUUUUUAA